AUGCCGAAACCAACAAUUUCAUACAGUUUAAACGGACUUCCAGCGGCAGCAGUGGAUUCGAUUGGUUCUUUGCUUGAAAUUCUGGCACGUAUUCGAGGCAUUGUGCUAACCGAGCAGUCGAAUGAUGAGACAGCAUCAAUUAUUAUCUCAGCUCCGGAUGUUCACAGACUCGUCGUAGGAUCAGAUGAUUCCCAUUACGAUUCGACAACCCUCUACAUAGAAGACUUCCUCAACCGUCUGUGUGAAGCGCUUGAUGCCGUUGGCAAGAAAGCCGAGGCGGGCGCUUUCCGUCACGCUUUGCAACUAUAUCACACCGACAGAGAGCUUGGGGCACUUAAACAUGGCGAAUCCGUCACCAACAGGCAGCUUAAAAACGACUCAUUCGAGGACUUGGAAUUUCUGGUUGAAGCGUGGUUAGUAGCGUUGAAUUCCGAAGAAUCUGCCAGAAAGUUACCGGCUCCCUUGCCGGUCAAAUCACCCGAUACUCGGGCCAUGACAUUGGCGGAAAAGAUAUUGGCUCAUCACGCAUUCUCACUGCCGUCAUCUGGUGGCUUAAAGUCUGGAGAAUUGGGCAUGAAACAUGGAAUGGUCAGUAUUGGAGAACUACCAUCGGUCUGGCGAAACGAUCGUUUUUGGCUGGCCGGAGAUCAUACCGUUGAACCACGGACAUAUGACCAACCUCGCGUACGAGAGCUUCUUAACGGUUUGAAUGACGCCAAGCAAGAAUUUAAGAUGACAGAGAACCAGGGAUCGAAUUACACCAUUCUUCACACAGAAUUUGUGCGCGAGCGGGCCGAACCAGGAAUGCUCGCGCUUGGCUCUGACUCGCACACCUGCUCAGCUGGAGCUGUCAGUUGUCUCGCAAUCGGGCUUGGUGCAGCCGACGUGAUGACAGCACUUGCGACAGGCGAAACAUGGAUCAAAGUCCCCGAGUCCAUCAGAAUUGACUUCACUGGAGAGCCAGCUUGGUACAUUCGUGGCAAGGAUGUUAUACUAUAUAUACUAAAAGAGCUCAAGCGAAACACAUUUGCGGCGGACAGAAUCGUAGAGUUCGGUGGCCUCGGAGCUCGAUUUCUUUCCUGCGAUGCACGUUUUGCAAUAACUAACAUGUGUACGGAGCUUGGCGGUGUCACGGGUAUCUUCGUUCCAGACGAAGUCACCAACACGUUCGUUUCGGGUCGACCGCAAAGCAAGUAUAAGUCAAAUUCUAUCUAUUUUCAACCCGAUAAGGACGCUUCUUACGCAGCUACAUUUCAGAUUGACCUCACAAUGGUGGAAUCCUUCAUUGCUCUGCAUCCGUCGCCGGACAAUGUCGUGCCGGUGUCGGAGAAACUUGACAUGAGUUUCGAGGGCUGCUUUAUAGGCGCCUGCACUACUACUGAAGAAGAGUUGGUCCUUGGGGCGCUGGUGCUCGAAGCUGGCCUCAAGAAUGGCCUCGGCUUAGCUCCAGGAAAGCGCAUGGUUGUUCCAGGAAGUAUACCUAUUGUUAACAGCUUGAGAGAAUUGGGACUGUUAGAAAUAUACGCACAAACUGGCUUUGAACAACCGGCAGUCGGGUGCAGUUUGUGCCUCGGAAUGGGAGCAGAUCGAGCUGGUGAGGGAGAAAAUUGGAUUUCAUCCCAGAAUCGAAAUUUCAAGAAUCGUAUGGGCAAAGGGUCGACCGGACAUAUCUGCUCCGCAGCGACUGUAGCUGCAUCAUCAUUCAGCAUGCGACUGACCAACCCUGCAGCGCUGCUAGCUCAAGUCUCCCCUGAUCGGUACAAAGCGCUACUUGAAAGCUGUCAAAGUUACAAGAACCGAGUGCGAAAAGUCAAAUCCUCGAAAAAAGAGAGCGUAAAACGCUCUGUAUCCGUGAUGCCCUCAUACGUGGAACCAUAUCUGCAUUUUCGAUCGCCUUUGACUGAAAAGCAUACUCAAAUGCAUGCACCAAGCGGGGGCGAAGGAGAACAAUGUGGUAACCUCGACAUUAUUGAGAGCAAGAUAUAUGCUCUAGGUGACUUUGUCGACACAGAUGCAGUAAGCAGAGACUUGUUCCUUCACCUCUCUGAUGUUUCCGGAGAGACGAUGACUUCAGGCGUGCUAACAAUGUUGGAGAUUAUCCCUGCUGCAUUCAUUCUCGAGAGCCCGACGGACACUCUUCUCGGCAGUCAUGCCUUGGAGUUCACUAACCCCGACUUCCGCGACAAAGUACGUCAAGGUAUGCGUGUAGUCGUAGCUGGAAAAGCAUUUGGUUGCGGCUCAUCUCGUGAAGAAGCACCACGGGCUUUGAAAGGACUGGGUGUGCAGUGCGUGAUUGCAAAGUCGUUCUCUUUCAUUUACGGCCGCAAUCAACCCUCCAUCGGUUUACUGGGGAUCAACAUCGCAGACGAUAGGUUCUAUGAGCUCGCCAAAACAGGCGCAGGUAUUAAAAUUGAUGUUCCUGGACGGGUUGUGCGACUUGAAGGGCAGAAUUUCCCUUUUGUGCUCGAUGACAUGGAGCUGUCCUUGAUUAAAAACAACGGAUUAGCUACCGCAUAUAAGAAAUAUGGCAAGAAUGUGUUCGCAUUGCUAUGCAACACCAAGAGUUCUCUGAGGCCGUCAGAACUUGCAGAGUUGCAGUUGAAGGGCGUUAGCGAUGGAAUGCAGACGAGUCUCGAAUGGUAG
Messenger RNA from Glarea lozoyensis ATCC 20868, 2643 nucleotides. Its product is annotated as Aconitase iron-sulfur. NCBI's taxonomy places the organism in Eukaryota, Fungi, Ascomycota, Leotiomycetes, Helotiales, Helotiaceae. The transcript has 6 exons. The record is from RefSeq and is a predicted model, not a curated record. Bases 1 to 2643 code for a protein of 880 amino acids.